AUGGCCGAGUACGAGAACGUUGCGAAGCAAUUCGUCGAGUUCUACUACAACUCCUUUGACUCGGAUCGCAAGACCCUCGCUGGUCUCUACGUGAGUCCUGCUAGCGAAGCUCCAUACAAGGAACGUCUAGUUAACAUGGCUGUGCAGCGAGACAACUCUAUGCUGACCUUCGAGUCGGCCUCCUCUCUUGGUGCCACCGCUAUCGUCGAGAAGCUUUCGGGCCUCCCCUUCCAGAAGGUCAAGCACCAGGUCUCGACUCUCGACGCGCAGCCCACCGUUGAGGGUGGUGUCAUCAUCCUGAUCACCGGGCAGCUCCUUGUCGACGAGGAGCAGCGCCCGAUGAACUUCUCUCAGACCUUCCAGCUCAUGAAGGAUGCUAGCGGCCAGUACUUCGUCUUCAACGACAUCUUCAAGCUUGUCUUCGGCUAG
Thyridium curvatum is the source of this 429-nucleotide messenger RNA. RefSeq lists its product as uncharacterized. NCBI's taxonomy places the organism in Eukaryota, Fungi, Ascomycota, Sordariomycetes, Thyridiales, Thyridiaceae. Bases 1 to 429 code for a protein of 142 amino acids. The transcript has 5 exons. The record is from RefSeq and is a predicted model, not a curated record. Gene Ontology annotation, cellular component: nuclear pore central transport channel. Gene Ontology annotation, biological process: protein import into nucleus.